GCCCUUUUUCCCGUCUUGCCUCCUGCUCCACCAUCAUCGCAACUCUUCCACACGAGACUUUCAUUUCCUUCCUUUGCAUCCUGCAUCCCGCUGCGGCUCUCUCGAUCUCGUCCAUUUUGCUCCUCUUCCAUCAAAUAACAGAGGACACGGCCGUAUCGCGAUAAUCGCUCUUUCGACUCACCACCUUCGUUUUCACCGUCUUCCUUUUCAUCAUCACCACACCACCACUCGAACCGGGACCCACGCUCUCUCUCCUGGCAUUUUUGCCCCUGCGUCAAUCAAACGCGACAUCUCUCUCCGCGACGCAAAUCUAUCCACGCACCAUCAACCGAUCUUGCCAACCGCCAACCUACCUGCGGCCGGGCCGCUGUCCGACUUGAUUUCUCUCUCCUCGAUUCUCUUCUCUCCGUAACAAUGCGUUUCUCUCUUCUCAAGGCCGCAAGCCUAGUGCUUGCUGGCCUGACGCCUCUCGCCAGCGCCGUUACGGCAAACGACGUGCUCACAUCCAACUCGCUCGGAAGUUGUCUCGAUAACUCCCCCGUGCGAGCCACUUACUUCAAGGUUGCCUUUACUCCUAUUAACGAAACAGCCACCUUUGAAAUGGCCAUGACGACUGCGUACGAAGGCAAAGUAUUGUUCGAUAUCCACAUUCUCGUCUACGGCUACCUCAUCAAGCUCCAGGCUGACCCUUGCACGAUUACUGAACUCAAGGGCAUGUGCCCCAUGCGAGCCGGUCGCCUGCCUGGUAACUGGACGCUCGAGGUCCCUGGAUCCAAGAACAAGUUGCCUGGUAUUGCCUACGGCAUUCCCGAUCUGGAUGCUAGCGUUCGAAUCAUUGUCAACGAGCGAAAGGAUGAUGGUACUGCCGGUGGAUCCAUUGCUUGCAUCGAUACCAGCAUUACCAACGGCAAGACUGUUGACCUGAUCGGUGUCAAGUGGGCUACCGCCGUUGUUGCCCUUCUUGCUCUUGCUUCGUCCGCCGUCAUCAGCGCCCUGGGCCGUCCCAAUACCGCCGCUCACAUCGCGGCCAACUCGCUCUCCCUCGUCGGAUACUUCCAGGCACAGGCCAUCAUGGGCCAGACCGGUAUUCACUUGCCUCCACUGGUGGCUUCGUGGACUCAGGACUUCCAGUGGUCCAUGGGUAUUAUCAAUGUUGGCUUCAUGCAGACCAUCUUUACCUGGUACCAACGCGCCACGGGAGGUAGCCCUUCGACCCUUUUCCAGACUGGCGACACUCUCUCCGUUCACGUCCAAAAGCGCGGUCUUGAUUAUAUGGAGACGGCCAGACACGUUGUCAAGCGCGGCGUCAAUAUCGCUAGUCGUGCCAUUUCAGAGGUUACUCCUCGCGCCGUCAAGCAUAUCCUGAAGCGAUCUGGCAACCAGACUGAUGGUCUUGGUGGUUAUGUUGUCUCUGGCAUUCAGCGUGUUGCCUACCGUGCUGGCAUCGAAUCGACCAACCUCUUCGUCACUGGACUCGUCUUCUUCUGCAUCUUUGCCAUCAUCUCCGCCAUCUUGAUUGUCAUUUUCAAGGCCAUCACUAACCAGCUUGCCAAGCGCGGCGUCCUCAGCCAGGACCGCUUCCUCGAGUUCCGCAGCACGUGGCGCACCGUCCUCAAGGGCGUCCUGUACCGUAUCGCCAUCAUCACGUUCCCUCAGAUGGCAGUUCUGUGCCUGUGGGAGUUUACUCAGGGCGAUUCCCCUGCCGAGAUUGUUCUCGCCGUCUUCUUCCUUUUGGGCUUCUUGCUGAUCCUUGGUCACGGUGUCGCCAAGGUGUAUGCUAUUGCACGAGCAUCGGCUGCUGCUCACCGAAACCAUGCGUACGCUCUGUACUCUGACCCACACAACUUGACCAAGUAUGGUGCUCUCUACGUGCAGUUCCGUGCGUCUGGCUACUACUUCAUCGCUCCCCUCCUCGCCUACAUUCUUGUCAAGGCUAUGUUUGUCGCUUUUGCCCAGAACAGUGGCAUUACGCAGGCCAUUGCUUUUAUCAUUCUCGAGGCCGGUGCCCUGAUUACCAGCAGUGUUAUGCACCCUUACAUGGACAAGCCUACCAACUCGUUCAACAUUGCCAUUUGCAUUGUCAACUUCCUCAAUGCUAUUGCGCUGCUGAUUUUCACCGACGUGUUUGACGCACCUGGUCUUAUUGCCGGUGUUGUUGGCGUUGUUGUGUUCAUCAUGAACGCUGCCUUUUCUCUUGUCUUGCUGCUCAUGAUUAUCAUCUCGACAACGUGGAGCUUCUUCAGAAAGAACUCGGAGGGCCAGUACAAGAACAUGGCCGACGACCGUGCCUCGUUUAUCCGCUCGCAAACCGACCUCAACACCAAGAAGGAGUUGGAUGCUCUUGCUGCUACGGCUCGCGGAGACGAAAAAUAGAGGCUUCAGACAUGCCACGA
[Torrubiella] hemipterigena is the source of this 2393-nucleotide messenger RNA. NCBI's taxonomy places the organism in Eukaryota, Fungi, Ascomycota, Sordariomycetes, Hypocreales, Clavicipitaceae. The record is from the annotation of a GenBank genome assembly.